CAUUUCAUUCGUUGCUCAGCGCUGGUGCAGGUUGGACGUGCGGUGUUUUUUCGUCGACGAGUGCCAUUUCUUAGCAAAAAUAAAAGCUCACCAUUUUGGAUUUAGAGUGCCAGCCAGUGUGCUACGUGCCGAAAACGGAAAAAGGGAUUUUAGCGACGAAGAAGAUUGUUUGCAGUUGGAAUUUUCUGAUUAAAUUGAGGUUGCCGAAGCAGCAGUAGCUUAGCAACAGCGAUAUUAUGGUCGGUUCGCGUGUUUACGUGGGAGGACUUCCCCAUGGGGUCCGGGAACGGGACCUUGAGCGGUUCUUCAAGGGCUACGGCCGAACCCGGGACAUAUUGAUCAAGAAUGGUUACGGAUUUGUGGAAUUCGAAGACUAUCGUGACGCUGACGAUGCCGUUUAUGAGUUGAACGGGAAGGACAUUCUGGGAGAAAGAGUAACCGUUGAGCCGGCUCGUGGAACAGCUCGCGGAGGCGGAUCGCGCCGUGAUCACGACCGGUAUGAUCGCUACGAUCGCCGCGGCGGUGGUGGUGGACGCUAUGACAAAAAUAGAAGCAAUUCCAGGAACAGCUCCCGCUAUGGACCCCCGCUCCGGACCGAGUACCGUCUCACGGUGGAGAACCUUUCGUCGCGCGUCAGCUGGCAGGACCUGAAAGACUACAUGCGUCAGGCCGGAGAAGUCACCUACGCUGACGCCCACAAGCAGCGCAAGAAUGAAGGAGUGGUAGAGUUCGCCACCAGCUCCGACAUGCGCACGGCCAUUGAAAAACUGGACGAUACCGAGCUGAACGGACGCCGCAUCCGCUUGGUUGAAGAACGUAGCACUCGGAACGGCCGCAACGGUCGUGGUCGCUCCCGAUCAUCCAGCAGCCGAUCGCGCUCUCGUUCGCGCCGUCGCUCCCGCUCGCGAUCGCGCCGUUCCUCUCGUAGCCGCUCCAAGUCCAAGAAUGGAUCCAAAUCGCCGCAAAAAUCUCGCUCGCGUUCGCUGAAACGGGACUCCAAGUCCAAGUCGCGAUCCCGAUCGGUGAAGCGUGACGAAUCCCGCUCCCGCUCGCGAUCCAAAUCGGAGCGCCGCUCGCACAGCCGCUCCAAAUCCAAGGACAACAAGUCCCGCUCCCGCUCCCGUUCGCCACGGUCGCAGUCCCGCUCGCGGUCCCGAUCCCGGUCGCACUCGCCGCAGGACAAACGGGACAAGUCCCGCUCGGCGUCGCCCAAGAACAAUGACCACUCGCCCGACAGGGGCAACGAGAGCAACGAGGAUUAGGCGGUAAGCUUCGGAGAGUAAGUUUUGUGAUUACAUUUAAGUGUCAUGGCUAGUUGCUUAAAACUUCUUGACAUACAACUAGGUUUAUGUUACAAAACAUACACGCGUAUUCACUAUACUGACUUCUUGGUGUGAACAUUUUGAUUUCCGAGUUGUAGUACGAUACAUGCAAUAUGAUUCUGAAAUGUUAGGUACAGUCAUAGGUUAAAAUUAAGUUUUUAUCAAAAGAAACUGGGAUCUACUGAUUUUAGUGCUUCUCUAUUGCAUAACAAUGGGGAAAUACGCAAAUCUUUGGUUAGUUUUCUUUUAGUCAAUAACAGUUUAGUUUUAAUUAUAUACCCGUAAGCUUGAUCAGUUUAGGAAUCUUGAUUGUCGGAAAAUAUUACGUCUGUUUGAAUUGAAAACGAAAUUUUUGAUUUUCUUUUGAUUCGCAUGAAUAGUGGAAGCGACAGAUCUCACGGUAGAAAGUCGACACAAUCGAAUAUGUGGUGAUUAUCACAGAACAGCUGUUGUGUCACCGUUUUCUCCGUUCUGUUGGAAAUACGGCAGGACGUUUUAAGUUCCCUCUGAUUGUCAUCCUAAAUAAUAAACACCAUACCAUAAAAUAUUGCAUUAAACAAAAGAACAACUGCUGUUGUCACAGCAGUUUUGCAAGUUUAUAUUCAUGUGGAAGUGGAUUAAAUAUAAUUGUGAAAAAAUCA
Aedes albopictus (Asian tiger mosquito) is the source of this 1963-nucleotide messenger RNA. It is a transcript of the gene B52, whose product is annotated as serine-arginine protein 55. The transcript has 8 exons. The record is from RefSeq and is a predicted model, not a curated record. Gene Ontology annotation, cellular component: cytoplasm; nucleus. Gene Ontology annotation, molecular function: mRNA binding. Lineage: Eukaryota; Metazoa; Arthropoda; Insecta; Diptera; Culicidae. Bases 237 to 1262 code for a protein of 341 amino acids.